This is a messenger RNA of Suillus discolor, 483 nucleotides long. RefSeq lists its product as uncharacterized. The annotation marks the transcript as partial. The record is from RefSeq and is a predicted model, not a curated record. The transcript is spliced from 4 exons. Lineage: Eukaryota; Fungi; Basidiomycota; Agaricomycetes; Boletales; Suillaceae.
ACGAAAGAGAACCUGCGAAGUGGCGAAAUGCUGGUGUGCGGAGACCAAUGGCCUAUCUUUUUGUAUGCCAACCACGUUUAUGACCCUGAAGAUCCAUGGUGCGGUCUUCUUAGGAGCUGCUUGCUAAUAUAUGCCUACAAACAUGUUUUCACGUCUCCAAGUUCGGUCGACAGGGAGCUGAAAGCUACGCGUUCUGGAAAUGCUCGCCUCCAUGGCAUGAAUUCAGUCACAAUAGCUUCCCUUGCUUAUAUUGCAACUCAGGUGCGAUUUGCUCUAAGCUCGUCCUCAGUGUUCUCGCGGACCGACACAUCCACAGACUCGGAAACAUUUUAUCAUAGCCUACUCGAUCUCUUGGAAGACCCCGAGGAAUGUCAGGAGGUUGAUGAGCUACUGAUUUGGUGGAACCGCCAAGUUUUUCCUGCCUCCUCUGCUGCCAAGAGACCUAUCAGUGCUAACAGCGCCCUAUCCAAGAUCCGACAAUGA